CGCUGGUGAUAGGAGCUGCAUCAGUUGAGCUUCUGUGCCCUGUACUUAGUGAAACAGUGGAGAAACCUCACAGCAAGCCUUUCCAGGCAUCUUCUUUGGCAGAGCUGCUCUGGGUCUGCUUCUCCCUCCACCUGCUCUUCAAAGAGGGAGGGAUAAGGUCUCACCCACCACGGUGACAACGAUGACUGCCUAUACAGAAAAUGCGCAGGGCAAUCUUGUUAUUAUCUAUGAAGAAGAUGCAGAGGAAUGGGCACUGUAUUUAAAAACAAUUUUCAAGCAUGUCUUAUCAGACGACAGAAUCUUGCUUUACAACAUGGGAUCUCCAUCCAUUCACCACCUGGAAUUGCCAUCCUUGGGCUCUUACAGAUGUAAACUGCUGAUACUUUCAAGUGGACUUGUUAACUGUCUGAACAAAAAGAAAAGACGUUUUCUGGACAAGAUCCUUCAGCCUCCUGAAAGGGUGGUUGUUUUGCUUUGUGGGAUUGAAAGUUCAGACACUAUCUAUCAAAUCUUGAAUAUAGACCCACACAAUUGGUUGAUUACCACUAAUCAUGAUCCAGAAGUCUACCUUGCAGUGAUUACUGGCAUUAUUCAACAAGAUGAGGCCUUGUCUUUGGAUUUUAAAAGGAGCUUAAAGCUAGAAAACCAUCGUGUGAAAACUGAGGCGACCUCUGAAACAUUAGGAAGCCCAGCAGUCUUACUGUUGCCAACAAGGAUAUCAUGUGAGAAUCCUGGAGAAAUUUUCAUUCUUUUGAGAGACGAAGUUCCUGAUGACUCAGUGGUGAUUGAAUUUGUGACAGAGAACAAAUGGGUUAGGACUCAGCCACACUUUUGGAAUCAGAAGGUCAGGUAUAUGAAAGCUUUAGAUUUUCCCGCUGGCUUUGUAAACGUAAAUGUCUACUGUGAGGGGGUCAUUAAAGCUUCGACACAGAUUGAAUACUACACAGCCGUUGAGGAGAUUGAAAGCAUUCUUCAGAAAGUGGCUGAUCCGAUAGUCUUUGCUUGUCAGGCUUCCAAGUUUUCCUCUGCUGAGAAAGUGGAUAAUCUUCUCACAUUCCUAUUGAAAAGUCCAAUCAUUUCUCACAAUUUCAGUGCCUUUCCAAAUGAAGUCAUGGAUCAUCAUCGACAGACUGACUCACACUUGGAAGAGCUCCCUACUCUUCUCCACUGUGCAGCUAAAUUUGGAUUAAAGAAGCUUACUGCUUUUCUUCUCCAAUGUCCUGAGGCAAUUCGGGCUUGCGGGAUAGCCAAUAAGUACAGAGAAAACCCAGCAUGUAUUGCAGAAAAGUAUGGCUAUAAGGAGAUUCAGGAAAUCAUCACCAAAUUGUCGGUAAAAGAAGACAGCAAGGAAAGCAGCAAUCAGGAGGAGGAAGAAGUCAAGACAGUAGAUGACACUUACAUAGUGAUGAUGAGCUCAGAAUCUCUCUGCAAUGGACUUUCAUUAGCAGCCAAGCCAAACCCAAGAGAACAGCCUGGAGCCUGCUGGAAAAUCCAGAAGGACUCAAGAAUGGUUGAUGAUGGAGAUGAACAGGAAAGAGCAGCUAAAACAGGAGAAGAGGAAGAAGAAAAUAAAUUGGGGGGAAAUCCACAUUGCUCAAGUGAGGAGGAGGAGGAGGAGGAGGAGGAGGCUCCUGAAGGAAGCCGCAGAGAUGUGGUCUACCCUGAGAGGCCACCUUUGCCACCUCGAAUCCCACUUACCACCACAAGACAAGACGAGAUUUUCAAGUGGACCCCAGAAUGGGAAGCAGAUAAAGAACAAAAGAAAACCGAUGAGAUACACGAGGAGGAGAAAGAAGAAGGUGAAUCUGAGAAAUCAGAAGAGGAGGAUCCAUACAGCUUUGCUCUUGUUGAUGAUGGUGUGUAUGAUAUCAUUUUUGACAACGACAACAAAGAGCGAAGAAAAGGUGGCAGGUCCUUUAUUAUGAACCGGCCACCAGCGCCUGCACCUCGUCCUUUGUUCGCACCUACAAAAGAGGAGAGCACCCCUUACAUAGCACAAGUUUUUCAGCAAAAGGCAACCAGAACUCAUGCUGGUAAUGAGAAGUUGCUGUGUGCUGCCAGAAAACCAGAUAGAGCUCAAGGUGACAGGACCACAUACAGUACCGUCAAGCCAGGCAUCCCAUUGAGACAAGAAGAGCUCAUCCUAUUGCAAGAGCAGGUGAAGAAGGGGAUACUUUCUGUGGAUGAAGCUCUGGAGAAAUUUAAAGAAUGGCAAAAUCACAGAAGUGGAUUAGAAGCGACCCAGCAGGAAAAAAUACGCCAGCUCAGAGACUCUAUUAUCAGGAAAAGACCGGAGGAGGAAAGCACGUAUGACAAAAUCACCAUUAUUCACCAUCCAGACGUUCCCAUGGCAAGACGAAAAGCAAGUCUUAGUGCUGAAGGCAUUGUGUACACCCAUCCAUUUCCAAAGCAGACUCUGCUUUGAAACCCACCAGGGAAAGAGCAGGCGUCUCCUGAUAACAGAGAGCAGAUUGUUGGACCCCUUGCAGCGAACAUUCUGCAUCACCAGGAGAUGAUCCUUGUUUCAGCAAACUCUGCUGUUAUUGGACAAUUGGACAAUUUGAGCUCUUACAAACAACAAAAACCUUUGUCACCAAUAAGUUCAGAGGUGGAACUUUUUUUUAAUGGUUCUCUGCUUGUAAUUGUCAUAAUGUCAUAUGACUGCCGCCAACCCAUCAUAUCCCACCAGAUCGUGGCAUUAAAUGACCUUACUGGCACCUGCCAAACCAUUCUGAUACAAAACACUGCAACAUAGCUUCUGUUUCAAGCAAGAAGAAUGAGAGACGCGUCAAUUAAAAUGAACAGGCCAGGGAAUAAGGCACGAGAGCUUUGCCAAUGGCAGCAUUUUUUAUACGUUUUCCAAUUAUUUCAUGUGCAUUUCAUUUCUGUAUGUGCCCUCAUUGACAAAGAA
Zootoca vivipara (common lizard) is the source of this 2911-nucleotide messenger RNA. It is a transcript of the gene BANK1, whose product is annotated as B cell scaffold protein with ankyrin repeats 1. Lineage: Eukaryota; Metazoa; Chordata; Lepidosauria; Squamata; Lacertidae. Gene Ontology annotation, biological process: B cell activation; negative regulation of B cell activation; negative regulation of phosphatidylinositol 3-kinase/protein kinase B signal transduction. Gene Ontology annotation, molecular function: signaling receptor binding; protein tyrosine kinase binding. The record is from RefSeq and is a predicted model, not a curated record.